Molecule: messenger RNA, 4098 nt
Organism: Symbiodinium sp. CCMP2592
Lineage: Eukaryota; Dinophyceae; Suessiales; Symbiodiniaceae
Source: the annotation of a GenBank genome assembly
AUGGUGUUGAAGUUUUCGAAUCUGGCCAAAUCCAAAACGCACAUCGAUGACGUCUAUGGAUUGGUGAGCCAGCUCACCGAUCCGGGCCCGGACCCCCAGGAUCCGGGAUUGGUGAGCCAGCUCACCGAUCCGGGCCCGGACCCAGGGAUUGGUGAGCCAGCCGGGCCCCGGAUCCUGGACAAGAUUCAUGCACUGGAGCACUGCUACUCCCCAGCCGUUUCGGCACAGCUCGGCGGUGCGUGGAGAAGCAUGACGCAGGCUGCUUCUUCCACCAAGUCGUCCUCUCCGGGCGAGGCAGCCCAGAGCCGUGGUCUUCUUGAAGGGGUGGCUCCUCACGAGGUGAUCCAGAAAGGGAUCGACCUCUUCGAUCCAAGCCUCACGGUGGAGGCCUUGUGGGGCUCUACUCCGCCCUCUGGUGGCGCUCUUCUUGAAGCGGUUUUGGCGUUCUACUCCGACGGCUGCCACGACGUUCCGUGGUACUACAACGAGACUUCCGACGGCGGCCCCUCCAAGAAAGCUCGCAGCAUCGUCAGGUCGCCCUUGUCGCGCGAACUUCAGGAAGCAACGGUUCAAUCCUACGCAGACAGAGUCAUCCGCGAAAGUAUUUCGCAAGUGGCCGCAGGAGAGCCCAUCUUCAAGUUUCGCACGAUGGAUCGGGUCCUUCCGUGCGAGGCCGGAACGUACAACCACCGGGCCGAAGCCGUGUACAGGGCCUCCGAGAUUGCGCCGACGCACCCCAACGUGGCUCCGGUGCUUGAGAGGGGCCUCAAAGCCGUAAAAUUCGUGCACCCCCGAAUUCCGGACAAAGUGUGGCAUCGCUUCAUAGUGACCCACAACAGCUUUCACACUGGCUCUGGCGAGAACUUCCUUGACUACUUGCAAGAAUCCAUCACGAUGGAGGCCGAUUGGGAAUUGGAGACAGCGAGGACAGGUUUGCAUAGCGCAAACCCAAGGUACAAAGCCGUCUACAGAGACUUCGUGCUCAGCAGAAGCUUGUACUUUCGCGAUUGGGAUGCAUUCCGGAAGGCGCUCUCGCUCGCGCAUAUGUUGCGUAACAGAUUCAAGGUCUGGGAGGCCUUUCGGACGUUCUGCAACAGCCAUGUCGAUUUCCUUGGCUCAGAGAUGGAUCCUGCAGCAGUCAUCGCCUCGAAGCAUCAACUGGCCUUGCUGGUCAUCGGAAAUAUGGCCAAGUAUUACAGUGUCCAGCAGACGGCCGUCAUGCUGUUGCACUCUUUGAAGCACUGCGUCCCCAAGGCCACCGGCAAGAACAGCAGCGAGCGCCUUGCUGGCUGGACGUUCAAGCACUGGGAGCAGGACUCAGCCCGCAUGAACCUCUUCAACUUACCAAUGACUGACUCUGCCGUGGUGAAGAAGCUGACCGUGCAGAGUGCUGAGCAGGAAGGGGCCAAAACUGGCAAGCGUGCUCAGGUCUGUGGUGACGUUCGCAGUGAGCUGGCCGGGCUGGGGGUCCGUGACAAGAAAGCCCGCGUCGAGGCUGCGACGACUGUGACGAGUGACAUGCCUGCUCCAACGGCCCCGACAGAUGCUCCGCAACAAGGUGCAGCUCCAAGUGUCCUGGGCGGCGCAGAUGGCUCCGACAGCAUUAAGCCCACAGAGCUCAAGCUGAAAAAAUCCGACAAGAAGUCAGCCUUCGUCCCCUUCUCCAUGGAGGAAAAGAAGAUGUUUCGCAAGUUCAUUGUGCCCACCUGUCCCACCGAAGACGACCCCGCGACUCGGGCGCUCACCGCGCUCGACGACUUCAUGCAGGCCAUGAAGUACGCAGAGCACGUUGUCAAGGAAUUGCAUGGAGAUGAUGUGCCAAAGGACAGCUUGGACAACACUUUCUCAUUCUGUGCAGGUCUGUUUUUGCAAUUCGUCUUCGAUGGCCGAGUUUGUCUAAGUGGAAAGGACCUCCGCGUGUGGACGGGGGCCAGGGCGGAGCUCCAAGCCACAUAUGUGGCCGCAUUAGACUUCAUGAGGAUGCGAGAUAAUGCGACUGAGUCUUCGGCAGCUGGCCCAUCCGGUGCGGACCGCAAGGUCGGGGCGCUUGAUCUAGCCAAGAUGCUCUGCGAUUCGUAUGUGAAUAUCCCGGUGCAAACUCUGGUGCUCGACGCCGAUGAAUCGCAAAGUCUUCGGCGUGUCGCAACAAUCAUGAGUACGCAGUUCACUGACGUGGUGCAGCCGCUGCGAGAGUUCUUGGCAAAGUAUAUCAAGCUACCGGUCCUCAUGCAUGACACUGUGCGAGACACACUGUCGGGGUUGAUGAACCGGUCAGUGAAGAGGAUGGAUUUGGUCGAUUUGAUUUGCUUCAUUCAGGGCUAUGUCGAAGCCGUCUUGCCAUUUCAGUGGACGCUGUUUGCCACAGACGUGGCUGAGCUAUUCGCAGCACGCGGCCACUUCGUGGAACGCACGGACGAGGUCUUUGACCAGGCGUCCUUGGCAACCUUCCUCAGCUUCCGCCUGCAGUACCUGGCGCGCAUCAUUAGCUCAGCCUGCACAUGUGUGCCAGAGUUGGUGCUGACCAACGUUGGAGACAAAACGUGGCAGAUGCUGUCUGUUUGGGGCGAGAAGGUCCAUGAGUCUCUGGACAUCCUCGUGCCGUUUGAUUCGAUGCUUUCCGCAGCAGACUGGGCCCCCCGAUGGGCCGAAGUGUUGCAGCAAUCGGAGACGGCAGCAGAGAUCAACAGGGAAGUCGCGUCCAAGGUGGCGGUUUCACAGCAUCCAGAGGCAUCAACCGGGGCCGCAGCUUUUGUCCAGAUUCGCAAGCAGCCGGAAGUGCAGCCAUCCAACCAGGGUGGCAACAACAAGGGCGACGCGAGGCUUGCUGAGAACCCCGGCAAGUCCGAAGAAUCAGGACGGCAGAGCUCUGACUCUGUGGGUAGCGUGAGCGUGACUGCCAUGAACGACUACGUCAGCGAGGCAUUCAAGGAGUCGUCGACAGCUUCAGCCGAGUGCAAGGCCCUCGGCCUCAGCAGGGUCUGCGCCAAGGUGCUGAAGAAGUUGGAAUGCAAGCUUAAUGCUGCGAUUUGGGAUGUUUACGAGUCGUGCUCUUCCGAGAUGUCGGGUGUCCACGUCAACAUCAAGACUGCAGCCGCUAAGGGUGGCAAAGAUGCGGUUCAAGUGAACCUACCAAUUCCUGAAGGAAUGCGCCUGCCGUCUGUCCAUCGGCUCUCAGCCACCAAAGGGCCCAAGGCCAUUUGGUGUUGCAAGAUCUUUGGUGUUGACUUCUUCAUGGAAGCUUGCAAAGACUGCCUCACCACAGAUGUUUGUGUCCCAGCCUGGUCGUCGCGGCCUGUUUCGCGCAACGACCAGGCCUUCUUCGAAGCCGUUGCCGUCAAGCAGAACGUCAUCAUGUUCAUGACGGGCCCCGGGGACUUGGACUUUGACGUGAAAUUGUUGCCUGCUUCGGCUUCGGAUUCUCAGUCUGGGCCCGCAGACAAGAUCAAGGAAGAGGUGGGCAGCAGGCAUGUUGUGGUGCCGCUGACCAUACAGUGCCUGGCGCCCGUGCCCGACUUGCAGGACAAGCUGGACAAAGAUCUGAAGGAUCAGCGUGACAGUGUGGAAAAGCAGAUUCGCAACUGGAUCACGACUGCCACGAAAGCCAAGGCUAAGGCAGUUAAGAGCAAGCGAAAGCAUGCCGCUGCGAACGAUGACUCAUCCAACCAGAAGACUGACAAGACUACCGUUGCCAUGUUCGAGACGCUUGGAUUGGACAUGCCGGCUGACAAGGAUGAGCAGAUUGCUUGCUUGAACGAGCUGAAGGAGCAGGAGGUGAGGUUUGAGAGCCUCGUCCAGAAGGCCAGGGAUGCCAUUCAGAUGCCCAGCGCCAUCCCGCUGACGCGACUACAGGGUGACGAUGAUAAAUCGCGCAAUGUGCGUGCCAAGCUCAUGCAAGAGGCGCUGGAACAGGCGCAGAAGGAAGAGCAGGGCGGAGGCGUUGCGCAAGAGGAGUGGGAAGCCUCUCGAUUCGGUGCUGUGGCGGCAGUCAAAGCGGCGCAGCAGGGUGCGGGUGUUGUCGGCAAGGAUGCGAAGGACAAGAAGAAGAAGAAUUCCGUUGCGAAGGAUGUGCUUCAGAUGGGGAAGCAUAUGCUGAAGUAG